CCUAAGGAAGAGGUUGUGGGGUUUUGUUUUGCUUUCCUGUGUCUUCACAGUCCCGGGGAGCUCUUCCUACGGAGAUCCGGGCUGCAGGGAGCUGGGAGGCGCUGCCUCCCGGCUCCUGUUGGGACCCACCAGCCCCGCCGCUGGCCAGCGCUCGGCCGGGAAGCACCGGGGUCCCGCAGGGCUGCCUCGACCCGGUGCCUGGGCGACCUACCGCGGUGGCUCCGUCAAACCGGGCGGAAGCGCGGGAGCGCAGGGCUGGGCAGGCCCAGGCGUGGCUGCCCCGGCGCACCUGGACUAGCCGGCAGGUGGGAGCGUCGCAGCCCGGGGCCCCCGCCCUCGCGCGGGGGAGGAGCGGGCGGCGCGAGGCGGGCGCAGCGGGGGCCGGGGCGCUGGGAGCCCGUUGGGCCGCGAACGCAGCCGCCACGCCGGGGCCGCCGAGAUCGGGUGCCCGGGAUGAGCCUCAUCAGGAAAAAAGGCUUCUACAAGCAGGACGUCAACAAGACCGUCUGGGAGCUGCCCAAGACCUACGUGUCCCCGACGCACGUCGGCAGCGGGGCCUAUGGCGCCGUGUGCUCGGCCAUCGACAAGCGGUCAGGGGAGAAGGUGGCCAUCAAGAAGCUGAGCCGGCCCUUCCAGUCCGAGAUCUUCGCCAAGCGCGCCUACCGGGAGCUGCAGCUGCUGAAGCACAUGCAGCAUGAGAACGUAAUUGGGCUCCUGGAUGUCUUCACCCCAGCGUCCUCCCUGCGCAACUUCCAUGACUUCUACCUGGUGAUGCCCUUCAUGCAGUCGGAUCUGCAGAAGAUCAUGGGGAUGGAGUUCAGUGAGGAUAAGAUCCAGUACCUGGUGUAUCAGAUGCUCAAAGGCCUUAAGUACAUCCACUCAGCUGGGGUCGUGCACAGGGACCUGAAGCCGGGCAACCUGGCUGUGAACGAGGAUUGUGAACUGAAGAUCCUGGAUUUUGGGCUGGCACGGCCUGCAGAUGUCGAGAUGACUGGCUACGUGGUGACCCGCUGGUACCGGGCCCCCGAGGUGAUCCUCAGCUGGAUGCACUACAACCAGACUGUGGACAUCUGGUCUGUCGGCUGUAUCAUGGCGGAGAUGCUGACAGGGAAAACUCUGUUCAAGGGGAAAGAUUACCUGGACCAGCUGAGCCAGAUCCUGAAAGUGACCGGGGUACCAGGCACAGAGUUUGUGCAGAAGCUGAAAGACAAAGCGGCCAAAUCCUACAUCCAGGCCCUGCCACAGAGCCCCAAGAAGGAUUUCACUCAGCUCUUCCCACAGGCCAGCCCCCAGGCCGUGGACCUGCUGGAGAAGAUGCUGGAGCUGGACGUGGACAAGCGCCUGACAGCCGCGCAGGCCCUUGCCCAUCCCUUCUUUGAACCCUUCCGGGACCCUGAGGAAGAAACGGAGGCCCAGCAUCCAUUUGAUGAUUCCUUAGAACACGAGAAACUCACAGUGGAUGAAUGGAAGCAGCACAUCUACAAGGAGAUUGUGAACUUCAGCCCCAUUGCCCGGAAGGACUCGCGGCGCCGGAGUGGCAUGAAGCUGUAGGGACUCAUCUUGCAUGGCACUGCCAGCCAGACACUACCCAAGGACCAGUAUUUAUUUGUCACUACCAAACUCAGCCCUUCUUGGAAUACAGCCUUUCGAGCAGAGGACAGGAAGAGUCCUUCUCCUUGAGUGGGAAAUGGGCCUAGUAGAUGCAGAAUUCAAAUGCUGGUUGGGAGAAAAUAACUCUGAUUCUAAUGGGCCACAUUAAACUGCCCAUCUGGAGAAUCGCCUGCAGUGGGGGGUCUUUCCUUUCUGCUGGAGUGGGGCUGAGCAGGUGCUGAGCCAGGCCGGGGGGCUGCUUUGGUUUCCUAGGGAUGCUCUAACCAAUUUCCACAAGCUGGAUGGCUUGAAACAGCAGAACUUGAUUCCUUCAUGGUUCUGGAGGCUGGAAAUCUGGGCUGGAGGUGUUGGCAGGGCCGUGCUCCCUUUGAAGGCUCCGGGGAAGAAUCCUUCCUUGGCUCUUUUUAGCUCAUGGUGGCAGUGGGCAGACGGUGGCAUUCCCGGCUUGGGCUGCAUUCCUCCAGUCUCUGUCUCUUCCGUUCUCUCCUCUUUUAAGAACAACAAUCAUUGGAUUUUGGGCCCACCCUAAUCCUGUAUGAGCGCAUCUUGAUCCUUAUUAAUUACACCUGCAAAGGCUCUAGUUCCGAAUAAAGUCACAUUCUCAGGUU
Messenger RNA from Callithrix jacchus (white-tufted-ear marmoset), 2219 nucleotides. RefSeq names its product mitogen-activated protein kinase 13 (gene MAPK13). Gene Ontology annotation, molecular function: MAP kinase activity; ATP binding. The record is from RefSeq and is a predicted model, not a curated record. Gene Ontology annotation, biological process: protein phosphorylation; MAPK cascade. Lineage: Eukaryota; Metazoa; Chordata; Mammalia; Primates; Cebidae.